Ilyonectria robusta is the source of this 1224-nucleotide messenger RNA. Its product is annotated as GPR1/FUN34/yaaH family-domain-containing protein. Gene Ontology annotation, cellular component: plasma membrane. The record is from RefSeq and is a predicted model, not a curated record. The coding region runs from base 251 to 1099 and encodes 282 amino acids. NCBI's taxonomy places the organism in Eukaryota, Fungi, Ascomycota, Sordariomycetes, Hypocreales, Nectriaceae. The transcript is spliced from 5 exons. Gene Ontology annotation, molecular function: acetate transmembrane transporter activity.
UUCUGAGGUUCAUCUCCUUCAGUUAAUUCCUAAAGAAGUACCUAUAGCGGUCCGUACACGCCGCUACGGUCGACGCUCCGUGGCAUGCCCUAUGCCAUUAGAUGUCUGAGUGCUACGUCAAGUCCGUUGAGCUAUCUGCGACAAGAUAUAAGGUCGAUUGAUGAAGCCAAGUCCUAAUUAUCCGUCACUCGCUUGAUGAGUGCCUUAUACGCCUCUGCUCUUGCGAAACCUCAUUACCACGCGAACGAUCAUGGACAUGGCCAAGCCCAUCGAAUUCCAGAACGGCCACGUCGAUCCAGAAAUGGGUCACGUCAAUGCCCUGGAGACGGUCCGCACUGCUGGCAGCAUCGCCAUGACCCCGGAGCUGUUCGAGAAGCUGUAUCUUUCCCCUCCUAAUGCGGUCAAGGGCGAGCUGAGGAAGACCUUUGGCAACCCGACCCCAUUAGCCCUGGUUGGAUUCUUGCUGUCUUUGAUGCCCUUGUCGUGCGAUUUAAUGGGUUGGCGGGGCGCCGGCUUAUUCGGCGCAGCAACCAUUGCCGUUUACUUCUUCAUGGGUGGUGUCCUUAUGCUCCUGAGCGGCAUCAUGGAGUGGGUUCUUGGCAACAGCUUCCCUUCUAUUGUUUUCUGCAGCUUCGGGUGCUUCUGGCUGGCCUUUGGAGGCACAUUAAACCCAUCAUUCGCUGCAUUCUCAUCAUACGCACCGGCAGAUGCCAAGUCCCCUGCCGAGGGCAUGGCGACUCGAGGGUUCAAUGCUAGCUUAGGCUUCUGGCUGGUGUUUAUGGGCUUGCUGGCCGUCGUGUACCUUAUAUGCGCCUUGCGGACUAAUGUGGUCUUCGUCAUCAUCUUCUUCACCUUGAUUCCCGCAUUUGCUCUUCUCACGGGAGCAUUUUGGGUCUUGGCCGAAGAUUACACCGGAAACGCAGACCUUGCCAACAAGCUUUUCGUAGCCGCGGGUGCUAUUCUUUUUUGUACCUGCGCGGCGGGCUGGUAUAUUCUCGUCGCUAUUAUGUUUGAGAUUGUUGACUUCCCAAUUCAGCUCCCUGUGGGCGAUCUGUCAAGCGUCAUUCAGGGGAGGAGCGGUCGCAUCAUACAUCCGUGAAGAUGGACGUAAUGUGGAUGGACUACUGGACAGCGUGGCAAUUGAAAUGCGAUACGUCUCUUUUGUAUUUCGCGACGCGCACCCAUUUUAGCCCUCGGGGUUCUGGAAAAAGUGCGAAAAAGAAG